GGGAUCUCAAACAUUUACAAAAUAUUCAACACAAGCUGUGGGGACGACAGAAUUAUUGUGUUCACGACCAACCACAAGGACAGGCUUGACUCGGCACUACUGCGUCCAGGCAGGAUGGAUAUGCACAUCAACCUGUCCUAUUGCAAGGUGGAUGGGUUCAGGAUCUUGGCUUCUAAUUACCUGGACAUCAACAACAGAGACCAUCCCCUGUUUGGAGAAAUCGAGAGCUUGAUAGAGAGCACGGAGGUGACCCUAGUAGAAGUGGCAAGGGAACUGAUGACAAGUGAAGAUGCUGACCUUGCUCUUCGAGGACUUGCUAAGCUCAUUAAACACAAGAGUAAAUGCGAUGAAAUUGAGGAGGAAGUUGUUGAGAUUAAAGAAGCAAACGGUUUUAAAAGUAAUAAUGAGGAAAAGGAAAUUAGUGUUAGGUGGAAGAGACGAGGGGAGUCAAGAUGGCAACACGAAGAUGAAAUUGCAAAAGGAGAGCAGAAACUCGACACGGGUGUAGUGUCGACACAUGAUCGGGGUGUCGACACCAUGCGCUAAACGUCCAGAAUCAGAUUCUGUUUCCUAUUUUGUGUCAACACGUAAUCCGAAGUGUCAACACCACGCGAUCAGCAUCUAAAAUUCAGUUUCCUAUUUCUAUUCCAAGUCCUACUUCUAUUUCAAUUAGGGUUUCUAAAAUCCUAUAAAUACCCAUUUAAAUU
Messenger RNA from Rubroshorea leprosula, 707 nucleotides. The record is from the annotation of a GenBank genome assembly. NCBI's taxonomy places the organism in Eukaryota, Viridiplantae, Streptophyta, Magnoliopsida, Malvales, Dipterocarpaceae.